This is a messenger RNA of Paramecium pentaurelia, 4234 nucleotides long. NCBI's taxonomy places the organism in Eukaryota, Ciliophora, Oligohymenophorea, Peniculida, Parameciidae. The record is from the annotation of a GenBank genome assembly.
AUGUUGAGAGAAAACUUUGAUAUCACUUUUAAGAGCAUUUUAUGGUUUCGAUUCCUUUAUAUAAUUAAUACUAUACAAGUUGUUUAAUUAAUUAAUGGUUAAAAUGUGUAAAAUAUUUAUAUUAAAUAUUAGCUUCAUUUAAGAAAUGCUAACUAAAUAUAGAAUAAAUUUAUUAAUUUAUUUUGGGAACAGCAACUAUUUGAUUUUUGCUUACAUCAUUAUUUUAAGCAUUUUUAUUCAUAUAGUUAUUACUAAAAUUGUAAUCAAAAUGAAAAUAUCAGUUCAUUAAUUUAUUGGUUCCUUUAUUGUUUAAACUAUUUAUUAUAUGUAGUCUAUGCCAAUAAUUUUGAACUCCUUAUAUGCUAUUUUGAUUUAGGAUCAAUACGUCCAUUUAAUUUUGUUUCUCUUGAUAGUUUUAUUGAAUGUCAUGUAUAUUUAUUUCAACUGUUAAACAAGUUGUUAAUAGAUAGAUGGUAGUUUUUCAAGACAGUCAGAUGAAAUUAUUAUCUAUCUCUUUCGAAUUGUUUUAUGCAUAUUAAAGAUCAAAUUGCCAAUAAUUGAAUUGCAAUUCACAAUAUUACUUAUAGAAUCAAUUUUGUUAACUAUAAUUUAAAUGAAUAAUACUGAAUUAAAUAGCCAUUUUAUUUUAAAAUUAAGAAUAUUCCUAUUUGUAAUGGGAAUAGCUGGAAUAACGAAAUUAGAUUGGAUAGAAUUAUUUUUACUCUAUUUAUUUAUAAUUAAUAUUGUACAAUCUUUUAAAAAUAGAGUUGAAACAAAUUAAUUGUUUAAUGCUUAAAAUUAUGGUUAAUUAAAAUAAUUGAUUUCAUAAAUUGUAAAUUAUAAUUAAAAUGAUGAAACAUUAAAACUUUUACUAAUUUAAAGAUGUUUUAAAUUGAAUUUUUACAAUCUACAACCAAAUAGUUAUAAUAAUGUUAAGAUUUAAGAUAGAUUAAUUAUAGAAAGAUAUUUUUAACAAAAUUUAUAUAAAUUGUAUUUUUUAUUGUUGUAAUAAAAUCAAUAAAAAAUGACAUUCUUAGACAUUGUUUUUGUUAAGGCUAAUAUUUAUUUAAUAUAAUAAGAAUGUUAAUAAAAAUCUAAAAAAUAACAAUAAGAUAACUCAUGGUUAAUUCCAAUUUUUGAAUAAUAAGAGACCAAUUUUGAUAUUUUAGAAUAAGCUAGAAUUACUAAAUUAAAGUUUUUUUAAAACUUAAUUUAGACUAAUAUUAAUGAAUCUGAAUAUUAUAAGAUGAUUAGAAUUUAAACCUAAAAAUUUUGUAUAAAAAUGAAAAAAUUAAAGAAGAAACUAGAAAAUAAUAUUAAUUUAAAAACUCAAACUCUUUAAAAUUAUAAUAUUGUAGAUCUUAAAACUAUUUAAGCAAUUUAAAAAUACUACUCUGUUUUUUAUGGUGAUCAUUAGAAAGUAUUAUAUAAAAUUCUAUUCUAGGCAUUUCAAAUUGGAAAGAGAGCUAAAGAUUAAUAAGGUUGGGAUCGUAAUUUAAAUCUAAAGUUAUAAAAAAGUAUAUAUAUUCAUUCUAUUUUAGAUUAAAUAUUUCUUAUAAAAGUAAGUUAUUUAUAAAAGAAAUGGGCAAUUCUGAAUCCUAAAGCUAAGUAUUUAGAAGAAUAUUUUAAGAACCAAUAUUUGGAUAACGUUUUGGAUUUAUUUCCAUAAUUUUUAAGAGGAUAUUAUGAAUAAUAAAUGACUAAUUAUGUAGAAAAUGAAUUUGUAGAGAAAUAUCUUUUAAAGACUUUUUUAUUGAAAAAUAAUUAUAUUAUAUCUUGUAGAAUUUCUUUUUAUCAUGAAGUUUUGGAUAAUGACUUAAUUAUAAAUAAUAUAAUAGAAAUUGAUGAUAACCAUAAUUUUAUUUUAUUUGAUUAAUUUGGUAAAAUAUUUGGGAUUUCAGAGUUACUUUUCAAUCAAUUGUUAAACUUUGAUGAAAAUAUCUAAGAAAUAAGUUAAUAAACUUUUCUCGAAAAAGCAAUGAUAUAAUUUUAUAUUCCAGGCAUAGAAUAUUAAAUUCUUUAACUUAUUUCAUUAUAAUAAUACAACUAAAUUGAAUUUUAAUCAUCAUUUUCAAAAAACCUUAAUCUUAAUGAUUGUUUAGAGUUGAAAAUAAAUUUCAAUAUCAAAGAUGAAUUUCAACAUCCAAUUAAGCCUACUUAAACUUUUCGAAAAGCAUUUCCAUAAGAUAAUGAAAUAUGUAAGAAUAAAUAAAUAUAAUUGUUAAAUCCAAAAUUUUCGAUGCAAUUUGAAUUAAUCUAAUAAUAAUUAAACUUAGACUAAAAUAUGACAUCUCAUAAUUUUGAAUUAGAAUAUAUUGAAUUGGAUAAUUUUGAUUAUUAUUAUUUUAUCCUUCAUUUUUCUGAUUUAAAAAAUAAUUUGGAAAGUUAAGAUAGGAGUUUGAAAUUAGAAACCAAGACAAUAAAUAAGAAUCCUGUUAUAGAAAAUAAAAUAAAUAUGUCAAUUAUUGAAUAAAUAAUAGAAAAAAAGAAGGUAUCAAGGAAUUAAAAAUUGUAAAUAAUACUAAUAAUUUUUCUUAUUCUUUAUGUGGUUUGUAGUAUUUUUAUCAAUAAAUAAUCAGGAUUAAAUGAGAUUAAAUCAUAUUAAUCCUCAAUUAAUUUCUUAAUAAAUCCUUAAGCCUUAACAUUUUCAUAUGCAGGAUCAUUUCUUUUAUAAUGGAAUAGAUAUUGUGUAUAAAAUGGCUUAUAUAAUUUAUCUCCAUAUAUAGAAGUUUAAAGGCAAUCAAAAUUAAAUUAUGCUUUUACAUUAUGGAGAGGUAUUCACAUUAAUUACACAUUGAAUCUAAGCAAAAGAAGCAGAGAAUUAGGAAUGGAAAUGGUUGAUGUAAUAGAGUAUGAUAAACAUAACAAUAAGAUUAUAACUAAAAUGGAUUUUUACUCAUUUUAUACUAUAUCAAGAGAGAAAAUGGUUAGAGUAUAAAAGAAUACUAAUUAUUCAAAUAUUUCUACUCAUGAUUAUUCUAUAUUUAAAGCUAAUGGAUUUAUGAGAUAGAAUAUUUUGACUAUAUUUAAAUUUCAUGAUAUUGUGAUAAAUGAUGAAAUCGAAUAUCUAAAAUUAAAGGUUGAGUUCUCUCAAACUAAUUUUUAUUUGAUAGAAAUAAUUUAGAUAGGAUGUGCAAAUGCACUAACGAUGGCUCUCAUUUAUUUUAUAUAUGUUCAAGUUAAAUUAAAAAAUAAAAUAUUCUUUUUAUUAUCCUUAAUAGAGAUAAAUUCAAUAAAAGCUUAGAUAAACUAAACAAAAGAAUUUUCAUAAUUCACAAAUUAUACUUUAAAAUCGAAAAAAAAUUAUUUAAUUGAUAAAAAUGAUGCAAAUGAAAAUCUUUAAUAAUAGAAAAAUAACCAUACAAUUCAAAGAUUAUAAAAUAUUAAAUUCUCCUCUAAAUUUUGCUUAAUUAUACCAAUUUUUUUUAUAGUUUCUUAUGGUUCACAAUUGAUUGGGGCAUAUUAUUAUAGAGCCUUUUAUUAUAAUAAUUAUAAGCAUUCUCUAUUGAUGACUAUGAACUAUAUUAAAUUCAAAAAGCUAUUUGAUAGUUCUAUUUUACUAGGAGAAUUAAUUAAAACAGAACAUCUAAUACCAUCUAAUCCAUAUUAUUUAAUUAAUUAAACUGAGACUGUAGAAUUAUAUUUGAUGUAUGUUGAUAAUUCAACAAAUUUAUUUAAUAUAAUACUGGAUGACUUAAUUGUAUCAGAUUAUUUUAAUUAUACAAUGAAAAAUUUAAUAUUAAAUGCUUUUAGAAAGGAUUUAUGUUUGAAUUUUUAAAGAUUUCUAGUUUUUUGUAAUACAAGUUAAAUAAAAUAGCCUUAUAAAACAACUGAUUCUUACUUAACUAUUACAUAAAAUGGUAUAGGAGGAGUAAUAUAAAAUUAUAAAAAAAUGGUUUAAUAAGAUUAUUAUAUAGAAAGGUAAACUUUAAAAUAUUAAAAAAAUAAUACUUAAUUUUUAAAUUCUUAGAUUCACUAAAACUUCUUUGUUCAAUAUGCCUAAGAUAUUUAAUCAUGCUUUUUCACUUGUUUUAGUUACUUUAUUAAUGAAAGUAUGUAUUUAAGUGAUCUAUUUAUUUAAGCAAUGUCAGAUUACUUUAACUUAACUGGAAUUAUGUAAUUAUAAAUAAAAUAAUAUUAGUAUAUUGCUAUUGUAUAUUAUAUUCUCAGGUCUAUGGAUUAUCUAUCAAUAUUAUCAGAUACAUUAGAUAAAAUUUGUAUUACUCUUACUUGA